GAAUAAAUACUCAGCUCGUAUCAGUUGUGAUUAAUAUUUUCCAGCGAUCAGUUGGUAUCGUGUGUCGAUGAAAAACGUAACAACAAAUUUUCAAAAAUCCGGGAGUAAAGUAUACCAACGACGUGCGGUUAGGUGUACACCAUCAAAAUGGUAAUCAAUUGUGAAAUUAAGUUUGACCAGAAUCCUUACGGAAUAUACUUUGCCGGACAAACACUAUCUGGCCGGGCAGAAUUACGGCUAGCCAAACCGAAAAAAGUCAAAGGCGUGUGCUUAAAAAUUUCCGGUUACUCUCAUUGUCAUUGGACGGAAAGACAGCCUCGUGGAACCGGCCCAAAUAAACAGCAAAAUCGAUCGGCUAACUACAUUGGUCGAGAAGAUUAUUUGUGGACGACCACCUAUUUUUUAGGAUCUGAAGAGGGAAACCAACUCGAACUCUCGGCUGGCCAUCAUUCAUACAGUUUUUCCUGCGAACUACCGGCACAUCUACCCACUUCAUAUGAGGGAACUUAUGGACACAUUAGAUACACCGUUCGGCUGGUUCUGGAACGUCCGUGGAAAUUCGAUCAGUCUUACAAGGUGGCAUUCACAGUCUUGAAACCGUUCGAUUUGAAUUAUGACUCACCGAUACUGAGGAUACCCUCGCAAAUGGAACUGAAUAAAAAUUUCUGUUGUGGACCGUGUCGAACUGGACCAUUUUCCAUCGUUGCCAGCAUACCACAAUCGGGUUUCGUUUCCGGUCAAAUCAUAUCAGUAUCUGCAGAAGUGACAAACAUGAGCACCAUUCCCGUUGACGAAAUGAAAUUUGUGCUGAGGAAAAUCGUUUCGUACCACAGUCAAACCCCGACGUCAAAGACAAAGGAGGAAAUUGUCGAUAUACAGGAGCGGCGAGUGGGUGGUGUGUCGAAAAAUGAUCAUGGCAGAUUUUUGGUAUCGCUACCGGUGCCUCCUGUACCGCCGACAAAUGUUAAUUUGUGCAAAGUUAUCCACAUCAUGUACGAGAUUAAAAUUGAAGCCAGACUGUCGGGAUUGCAUCAGAAUCCGUACAUUCGCAUUCCCAUAACUAUCGGCACAAUACCAUUGAACCAUAGCUACCCGGAUCCCAAGUAUCCGACUAUCAAUACGGUCAGUCAACCGCCAAUAACCGUACAGCCGGUGAUGAAUACAUUAACGCAACAAGAAAUGAUCGAGGCACACGAUCGAGCAUCGAAUGAUGUUCCACCAACGGCUACAAAUGAUGCUUCAACUAUUCCAACUAUUUCAACAGAAGGUGGAGCAACCGAACAAUUGACGAAUAUUCCGAACAGAACGCCCAUAAUAAAUCCUAUCACCGACAGUGGAUUGAGGUCCAGCUACCAAGAAAUGCCUCCACCCUCAUAUGAGGAAACUGUCGGCGGUCACCGACGCAUCGAUGAUGAUGAACAACAUCCUAUCGGCCAUCAAUUGUACGCUCCAAGGUAUCCGGUGUACAAUUUCAAUGGUGGUGGAACGUCACAAAUGGCGACUGAAAGUAAUUCGAGUGGAAGUGGUCAAAGAACAGCGCCGAGUCCAGAAAAGAUUUUGGAGAAAAUGGAAAUGAUUUAAUGUGAAAUGAUAUAAUGGUGGAACGCGCAUGUGAUAUAAUGUUGAUUGAGCUGCAGUACCGUAACUUAUUUAUGAAAAAUGAAAAGAUUUGAUUUUUGCUCCA
Messenger RNA from Bradysia coprophila, 1684 nucleotides. RefSeq names its product arrestin domain-containing protein 17-like. The record is from RefSeq and is a predicted model, not a curated record. Gene Ontology annotation, biological process: protein transport. Gene Ontology annotation, cellular component: cytoplasm. NCBI's taxonomy places the organism in Eukaryota, Metazoa, Arthropoda, Insecta, Diptera, Sciaridae.